AUGGCCACUCACUGUCAGACGGAAGGUGUACCGUUACGCAGGAGGCGUCGACAGGUAGAAAAACAAACUACUGAUGGACAGAGCAAUAUCCUUACGACGAUUGUCUUCCGAAGCCAUGCGGAGAGCACUUCUACAGUACCUUUCUUGUACUACCCCAAAAACUAUGGACUUCCGAUGCCCGCACCCGGCGAACCAUUCACUGAAGCCAUAAUCGAACUAUUCAUCCCAUCCCACGACAGCGGGGACGGCUGUGGGGAGGGCUACAGAAGUAACAGCUUUUGUGGGUCAUCAUGUUCACAAGGCCAAUCAAUAGCUCCCUCCGUGGGCGGCGUCGGUGGCACCUCGAAUGCUGGCACUCUUUUUUCUACAGGGUCACAACUACCGUUACGUUUUGAUGGUGGUGCUGCCCGCUUGGGUGUUUUCCCCUCAUCGGAUCCGAUUGCAAUAGCAACCGGAAGAGGAACAACUCACACGGAUGCUCAGUCACUGGGAUGGGACUCGGCCACUGCUACACCAUGCGUCAGUCACGAAAGUUGGGUGUGUCGGGCAUAUUGUUUUGGCGAAAAAGACGCUCCUCAUUCGAAUGGGGCAAUAAGCGUCCUCUACUCGUUGGCUAACAAGAGCAAGUUCAUCAACAAUAUCGCCAAUGGCAAGGCGGUAGCGCGUGUUAUACCUUCUUACGAUGAGGUGUGUGAGCGCUUCGGUCUCUCGCACGUCGAACUGUCCUUUGAGCGUCAACAGAUUUCGCGUGCGGAUAUGUUUCUUAUUGCUGAGGCUUUGCGGGAUAACAUUAUUUACGAAGGAGAGGAGAUUAACCUUUUAGGUUUUUGUUUGAAGGUUAACGAAAUGCUGAGGAAAAGGGAAAAUAAUCCUGCACCGCAUGGCAAUAGUGGUGGUGGCGUGCCGCAGGCGCCUCCAGCCCCUCGCACAGGCUUAUUAUCGAAUGGAUUUGAGCACAGUGGUGCGGCGCAACAUCAUCGUCAAGAGGGAAAGGUGGAGGAGCAGUCAAAGGGGUAUCGUUCUGUGCGUUGCGGACUUGUAACGAAAGGCACGGUGGUGAACUUUCUUUCACUCUCGGCGGUCCAUUACAUUAUACUCGAAAUAUCAGCUGAGAUGUGGAAUCUCACCUCUGAUGGGUGUAUUCAGCUUGAUUGGGCAGUCAAAAACUUUCUCGGCGAAUACUUAACCCAACAACUUUCUAAGCAUAAAGCCUCACCACAUCUCCGUAUUGUAAUGGCCGGGAGACUGCACCCUAAGUAUGCUAUUAGGGGUUGUGUGGACGUCGUUCAUGUAAUGCACGUGCCUGAUGACAGCCGGUCCCCAAUGAUAACGGAGGAUAUCAACCUUCAGUGUGAGGAGUUUUUGCGACGUGUAUUGGGUGAGGUAAAGGAAGAGCUUCGCGCAGGUGGGGUAACCUCUGUUGUUUACUGCAACAGCGCCGUUGCUGGUAGUUGCACUUCCUCUUCCUCUUCAAAAACGAUUGAAAAUUUAACCGCCAGGGACCUUUUCGUUCCAUCGAAAAAUUCCUGCACUGUUGAAACCAUCGGACUUUUAUUAGAUGAAACCAAAGAGCUUCGGAGUGACAAGAACACUGGGCUAAUGAUUAGCGUGGUUUCCGCUGGGAAGGGCAUAUUUCAAGUCACCAAUGAUCUUGUGCAAGCAAUAUGCAUCCGGCUGCUGAAAGUUGGUAUGGAGAAGGUAAACAUUAUUUGUAUGGGUCGCCCACCGCUCCACUCUGCACCAUUACUGGAGUGUGUUAAUGAUGAUGAAAAUCCUAGCUUUUCUCACUUUGGCGCUGAGCAGCCUUGCCACCGUCUUUAUAUAGACGCUGAAUGGGCUCGAUGCUACUUUUACCAACUGCCAUCGGACUUCACUGGUGGCAAUGUUCCGUCCUCUGAGCUAUUUACACGAGAGGAGUGGUUUCAGAAACACUGGAAACAAAUUGAUAUGCAUCGAUGUGCCGGGGAAGUUGCGCCUCUAUCACCCGGAUUGGCUAUUCCCCCCAUGCAACCCCGUGGAGUUUUGUUAUUGCCUGUUAUUCAGCCACGAACCUCCGGCCCUUCGGUUGCUAAAUCGGAAGCCCCUUCUGAGAGUGAGGACUCUCAAAAGGUAAAAUCCUCCGCUCCACUAUCGGGCACCCCAACGGGUUUAGGUGAAGAUGUUCCACGGACGACGCAAGCUCAGAGAAAUUCAAGAGAGGCAUCCGCAGAUCCCUGUCAAACAAAAGAUGUAUCUGCAGAUGCCUUGAGUGAAGGUAGGGAGUUGAGAGAAGCUGCUUUUCGCUCACUGAUGGAACUCAGCCCAGCUUUACCGGGUGGGGAUGUUUGGGGGUCACUUGGUUACCCACAAAUCGGAUCAAGAAAGCAAUUAGCACACCAACCGUUUGUUUGUGCAAGGUGGUAUCGCCUUGUAAAUGUUUGCUUGGAGGGAAAAGGACAGGGGAAUUGGGAUACGGUGUGUGAGUUUAUUUUAAAAGGGAUAGGUAACUGCUGCCAGGUCAGCCGUAUAGGACGGGUGGGGACAUCCAUCGACGCCCCCAGUAUUGUUCCGUGCGGGAGAAAUAUUGUUGACUUUGAUGUUCAAAGUGGUAAUAUGGUUCUCAGGCUCGAUCUGAACCUGGUUACUCAUUCAGGGCGUGCUUGGAACCCGUGCAUCAUCAAUGAUGCUAACACUUGGACGUGGUUCAUGGAUUCGUUCUCAGAUAAGAUGGAUCAUUUCACGUGUGAGGAACGUAAAAACAUUGAUCCUAAGUUUUGCGCGGCAAAUAUCUUUAACCGUGACCUUAGCGUUAUUGUUGCUGAUGGUCAAACACUUCUCCUCCCCACCCGAAAAAAUAACGUGGCAUUCAUAGCAGACGAGAGGGUGGUGCUGAAGUAUAGGGACGAUUUCUUUUUGCCAUCCACGACUUCCUUUCCUCAUGUCGAUACCAUGCCUCUGCCUUCAUCAGCUGGAAGCAUUAGUUCCUGUGAGGCUCGUGGUCAUAAUGCACAUGACCAGAGAUCUGGGGCGGUAACGGCACCGGUUGCGCAUGUACAGUUGAAGAAUGGCGUGAUGUUCGCUAUGAAACCUAUUAAUCCAUACUGCACCUCUGUACGCACAGACGAGGCGUCAAUUGCUGCGCACGGUGCCAGCACCGAAACGAUCUUGAGAAGACGCUGGAAAUUCGCUCAUCCAGAGUUGUCUAGUUCGUACUCAAACGAUGCAGGCGCAGCUGCCGCACAGCGUUCGCACUGGUCGGCGUUGUGUUACUGUAGAAUAUUGCCUCUUUUCGGCGCGAAACCUGCUUACCCACGAGACAGCUUCUUCGACAAACCGAUUCACCAAUACUCUAUUCCAAUGCGUGAUACAAUGCAAAGUUUGGAAUAUGUUCUUCAGCGUUUACAACAUCGGCAUCAAAUCGUGCUGUCCCUGCCGUCAGUGGCGGAGAUUCAGUGGCCACGUGAAGACGUGAUUCCCCAUGCACGUGUCGUCACGUCAAUCGGUUAUCAGAUUCACGAGCUGAAAAUUGAUGAAACGGGUCAGAGCAUUCACAUCACGAGACUAUUGCACCGAAGUGUAUACACAAGUUUGCCCAAGAUGCAAAAGGUCGAGCACAAGUUUUUGUUGCUAAAUUACCUGAACACGAGUUUUAGUGCCCGGAGGGUGAAUCUGGAGAUGCAAAUUAGUGAAGAGGCUGCCUUUCAGUGGGAUGCCCUUGACUCAUACAUACAUGACCGUGGUAGAUCCGAUACCUUCAUUCCGCGUUCAUUAACGCUGACCUUUCCCGAGAACGAGAUGUGCUUAGCAAUUAUUCCAGAAUCGCUUGACAACGCGUGCGUCUCCUACCAAGAUUUUUUGGGGUUUAUGGAAAAAAGUCUCAAUUCGAACCUCCGUGUGCGCACCCCGGUUACCUGGGCAGAGAACGUUGAAGAACUCUCGACUGGUAUCCCUGUUGGCGAUUCUUCAAAUGAGGAACCGACGGUUAAUUGUGUUGUUCUUGUUGACGAAGAGCAACUCUCACUUGGACAUUGCCGCGCGAUGGAUCGUAGAACGGGUCGAACAAGGUGCCUGGAGGAACCGCCCCCUAACCGUCAAAUUUCUAUCAAUGUGUCACUACCCAGGGAAUACAAUCGUCGCUGCCACUAUCUUCUAAGGGUGUCGUGGAUGGUGUGUACACAACCCGUUCUCCUCAAUUGGGUCAGUGCUGUAAGCGCCAAUGCCCCACCGUACCACCUUCGUUGCGUCCUGUUGCCGACGUAUGAGUGUAGUGCAAAACAAGAUGAGAUGAUUCCCUGUUAUACGGUGCUUGCACAAAAUGAGGAAGAGGGACCUCAUUUCCGGGCACGAUUACUUGACACACUGACGAGCUCCACUUAUCGCUACUUGCCGGAUAAUCCAAUGAUGGGAGGCAAAUGCCGCCUGCUGCACAUGAGUGGAUUAUGUUACGUGAUAUCUUCACCAAAAAGUAACGUAGUUGCGUGUUGGUAUGAGAAUCCAAUGAUGGGCACUGGUCAGAUGAACCACAAGAUGUUGCUGGAAGAGUUUCUGGUGGCGGUGCAAACAGCCCGGAAUAGGCCUUGA
Molecule: messenger RNA, 4560 nt
Organism: Trypanosoma brucei brucei TREU927
Lineage: Eukaryota; Euglenozoa; Kinetoplastea; Trypanosomatida; Trypanosomatidae
Gene: Tb927.8.830
Exons: 1
Coding region: 1-4560 (1519 amino acids)
Biological process (GO): positive regulation of autophagy; negative regulation of TORC1 signaling
Cellular component (GO): GATOR1 complex
Molecular function (GO): GTPase activator activity
Source: RefSeq, a predicted model, not a curated record